AUGGGAUUGUUAUUAUCCUUACAAAUACCCCAUCUUCUCACGCGAUCUUUUAAACGAUCCAUCAAUUAUCGAAUCUCCGAAUGGGAAUGGAUGGCUUCUUUCGGAGAAUUCCUUUGUGAACUCCCCGAAAUGAUCGAGCAAAUCCCGAAAGUAAAGAAGAUCCGAAUCAAGUCAAUUCUUGAUUCAUAUCGGGAGAAAUUCGCAACAAUGGAUCAAGAAUUGGAGGAGAAAUUUCGAGCAUUUGAAGAGUCUUUGAACAAAGCGAAUGGAUCAGUCUGGUUU
This is a messenger RNA of Mesorhabditis belari, 282 nucleotides long. NCBI's taxonomy places the organism in Eukaryota, Metazoa, Nematoda, Chromadorea, Rhabditida, Rhabditidae. The record is from the annotation of a GenBank genome assembly.